Messenger RNA from Hypanus sabinus (Atlantic stingray), 1228 nucleotides. RefSeq names its product acyl-CoA binding domain containing 6 (gene acbd6). Gene Ontology annotation, molecular function: protein binding; fatty-acyl-CoA binding. NCBI's taxonomy places the organism in Eukaryota, Metazoa, Chordata, Chondrichthyes, Myliobatiformes, Dasyatidae. Bases 159 to 1211 code for a protein of 350 amino acids. The transcript has 7 exons. The record is from RefSeq and is a predicted model, not a curated record.
GCGGAACCUUCAUACAGGAACGGGAGUUCCAUCCGGAGGGUUGAUGGAGCUGGAUCGUUAGCGGCCUCCCAGUGUUGGUAGUUAGUGAGGUAACCAGACACUAGCCGACUAGUGAAGCGGCUGGUUUCUGGUUGGGUGCUACGACAGCUCACGAGAGGAUGGCGGCGGCGGGCGGUGGUGGCGAGGAGCGGCCGCGUGCGGCCGUGGGAGAGCCGGAGGAAGGAGAGGAGGAGGACUGCGGCUGCAGCGGGAGCGCGCUCCGCGCCGAGUUCGAGGAAGCGGCCGAGCACGUGAUCAAGCUCGCGCACGUGGCGAACCGGGAAAAGCUGCUCUACCUGUACGGCAGGUUCAAACAGGCCAAAUUUGGAAAAUGCAAUAUUCCAAAGCCUGGAUUCUUUGACUUUGAAGGCAGACAGAAAUGGGAAGCAUGGAAGGAGUUGGGUGAUAUGACUGCACAACAGGCUAUGGAGGAAUAUGUUGCAGCUGUAAAGGAAUUAGACCCAGAAUGGCAGACUAAGGAUUUAUCGAAGGAGUCUGGUCUGAAAGUACGAUUUGGUGGUCCAGUAGUCAGCAGUCUUUACCAGGAGGAAACAAUUAGGGAAGAAGACAAAACUAUAUUUGAUCACUGCAGAGAGAACAACAUUGACCAUGUUUUAAAAGCUCUAUCUAACAAUGUGGAUGUUAACCUGAAGGAUGAGGAGGGCAGAGCAUUACUGCAUUGGGCAUGUGACCGAGGACAUAAAGAGCUGGUUGGAAUGUUGCUUCAACAAAAAGCUGAAAUCAAUAGUCAGGGACCACCACCCAGGCCAUGCCCUCUUCUUGCUGCUACCAUCAGGAAGAAGGCACAGGAACCUCAGGACUCACACCACCAGGUUCAUGAACAGUUAUUACCCCUCAACCAUCAGGCUCUUGAAACAGGGAGGAUAACUUCAGUCAACUUCACUUGCCCCAUCUCUGAACUGUUCCCACAACCUAUGGACUCACUUUCAAGGACUUUUCAUCAUAUGUUCUCAGUAUUUAUUACUUAUUUAUGUAUGUAUGUAUUAUUAUUUUUCUUUUGUAUUUGCACAGUUUGUUGUCUUUUGCACACUGUCUGCCCUGCUGGUUGUGGUCUUCCAUUAAUUCAAUUAUGGUUAUUGGAUUUAUUGAGUAUGUCCAGAAGGAAACAAAACUUUGCGUUGCAUAUGGUGAAUACAAUAUAUGUACUUUGAUAAUAAAUUUACUUUGA